Messenger RNA from Phascolarctos cinereus (koala), 1531 nucleotides. It is a transcript of the gene DIABLO, whose product is annotated as diablo IAP-binding mitochondrial protein. Gene Ontology annotation, biological process: neuron apoptotic process; intrinsic apoptotic signaling pathway in response to oxidative stress. NCBI's taxonomy places the organism in Eukaryota, Metazoa, Chordata, Mammalia, Diprotodontia, Phascolarctidae. Gene Ontology annotation, cellular component: mitochondrion. The record is from RefSeq and is a predicted model, not a curated record.
UGGACCCCCAGGCAGCGAGAGCACCUCCUCAACUCCUGCGGGCGGAGCUCGUAGCCGAGAGAGUACCUCCUCCCACCACCUUCCCUAGAGGUGCUGGAACCUGGUGAUCGCACCACUUCCGGCGACAGCUGUCCGGCGUCCGCUGUGGAAUGGCGGCUCUGAGGAGCUGGGUUCUCCGGAGCGUCGGCUCAUUCUUCAGGCAGAGUGUUCCAGCUGUAGCAAAGUUGAGGAGAUGCCGUUUCUCAGAUUUGGUGGGACCCUGGCACAAAACAGUGGCAGUGGGGUUUGGAGUAACCCUAUGUGCAGUUCCUAUAGCACAGAAGACAGAGACCCACUUUCUUAGUAAUGAAGCACUGAUGAGAAGGGCGGUUUCCAUGGUGACGGACAGCACCUCCACCUUUCUCUCACAAACCACAUAUGCACUGAUUGAAGCCAUCACAGAGUACACCAGGGCAGUUUACACAUUAGUGUCUCUCUACCGACAAUACUCAAGUUUGCUUGGGAAAAUGAAUUCUCAAGAGGAAGAUGCAGUGUGGCAGGUGAUCAUAGGAGCCAGGGUUGAGAUGUCUUCAAAACAGGAAGAGUACUUAAAGCUAGAAACGACUUGGAUGACCGCCAUCAGUCUGUCAGAGAUGGCAGCAGAAGCAGCCUACCAGUCAGGUGCUGAUCAGGCUUCAGUUACAGCUCGAAAUCACGUUCAGCUGGUGAAGACUCAAGUUCAGGAAGUGCGCCAGCUGUCCAAGACAGCUGAGACCAAGUUGGCUGAGGCCCAGACUGAAGAGCUACACCUCAGACGCCCAGAGAAGCCGGAAGAAGGGGUCUCCCCCCAGUGCCCAAGCACCGGGGGAUCUGUGCUGUCAGACCAUGAAGAAGAGGCCUACUUACGGGAAGACUGAGGAGGCCUCUCCUGUGGGCACUAAUACUGUGAAUAUGGUUACCUAGAUUGCCUUGGAAAAGAGAAUUAGAAAGGAGCGGAAGCUGGGCUGGAGGGCUAGCGAAGAGUAAUCCCAUUCCUGAGUUAGGCAGCAGGUUCCAAGCUCUGUGAGAUCCAGAGAUCCCAUGCACCUCACCCCAGUUUGAGUGGUGAAAUGAGAAUUGUCAUGGCCACCCAGCUACCAGUCACGAAAGCUGCCCUCAGCAGCCUGCUCAAGCUCCUCUAGCUGCCUUUUCCUGGAGAGAAGCUCAGGCUCCCUCAGUCACCUGGGGGCAAGGGGCACAGCCCUCUUAACCAGUUAAUUUAAGUAGUAGGUUAGCCUCCCUUUUCAACCCUAGUCAGGUUUUCAAAUGUAGGUUAUUUAAGCAUUGGUUCCCCCUUGUGGGAUGUGAAUGGGGGGUGGGGGAGAGGCCUGUUUGUAGUAUUUGUUUUUCAAAGGUUCAUGCCCUCUUUGACCUGUCUUACUUUUAGUCUAAGUGUGGCUAAGAUAAGUGCCUGGCCUGCCCCUGCAAGGAGGUCUGGCUGCACAUCUGGGGAAGGUACUUCACGAAACGUGUUUGUAUUCGGUGUGAAACAGGAGUCACUUAUAUGAAAUUC